Molecule: messenger RNA, 2604 nt
Organism: Humulus lupulus (European hop)
Lineage: Eukaryota; Viridiplantae; Streptophyta; Magnoliopsida; Rosales; Cannabaceae
Product: phosphatidylinositol 4-kinase gamma 4-like
Exons: 2
Coding region: 591-2345 (584 amino acids)
Molecular function (GO): protein binding
Source: RefSeq, a predicted model, not a curated record
UCUUUACGCGUUAACAAUAUCUUCCUUCGUUCAAGUCUUCGUUUCUCUCUCGACAUUUUCUCUGCCAUUUCACCCAAAACCAAACAAGAAAAAGAAAGAAAGAAAGAACGAAAAUUUGCAGUUGUUGAAGGGCUUGCCAAGAUUGAGUGUUGAGCUUUGAUUCAGUUCCUUCUCUCAAGUCUCAUUAUUUUGGUAAGAAUUGUCAUUUUUCUUGGAGUCUGAUCAGUUUGUGCCAAGGCUGUCGUAACCCUUUUCGUUUUUUUUUUUCUUUUUCUUUUCCCCAUUGAAAAAAUAAGAAAAUUGGAAUAUUGGGUUUUGUUCAUUGGCCAUGGUUGUCUAGGUAGGGUGUGAGGUUGUUUUUGUAGAGAUUUAUCUCUCUCUCUCUCUCUUUUCCUUUUGGAGGUGGGCUUAGGGUUUCGAUUUUUGGCUGAAUUGGGGGUUUCUUAGAUCAUCUGGUGUUUAUUGAUCAGGUGGUCUCUUUAGGAUUUAAAAAUGUAUGUAUUCUUGUAAUAUUUGUGGGUUUUGGAGGUUGUGAGUUGGGUUUUUCGAAAGCUGUGAAAUUCCUAGACUCGUCCUGAACUGAAAAGAAAAUGUCUUCGGCUGGUAUAGCUGCGCUUAGUCCCAUUUGCAAUGAGCCUUUAAUUUCUCAUAAUAUUUUCCGAGCUCUGUCUGAUUUGGUCUCUAGCGAGUCUAUUUUGAUAUAUCUCUCAGUCUCGGGAUCUAUUAUCCCAAUGAGUGUUUUGGAGUCUGAUUCCAUCGAGUCAGUGAAGCUUAGGAUUCAAACAUAUAAAGGGUUUGUGGUGAAGAACCAGAAGUUGGUUUGUGGAGGCCGGGAGCUGGCUCGGAGCAAUUCGCUGCUCCGGGAUUAUGGAGUUGCAGAUGGAAAUGUUUUGCAUUUGGUUCUUAAGCUUUCGGAUCUUCAGGUCAUCAAAGUUCGAACUACUUCUGGGAAGGAGUAUACUUUCCAUGUGGAACGGGGUAGAGAUGUUAGGUAUGUUAAGCAAAAGAUUGCUAAGAAAGGGAAGGAAUUUGUUGAUCUUGAGGAGCAAGAAGUUGUUUGCAACGGGGAGCAACUUGAGGAUCAGAGACUUAUUGAUGAUAUCAGUAAACAUAAUGAUGCUGUUAUUCAUUUGUUGAUUAGGAAAUCUGCGAAAGUUCGUGCUAGACCUGUUGAGAAGAACUUUGAACUGUCUAUUGUGGCAUCUGAUUUGAAUGAUACGGGAAGCAAUGGAGUUAAGGGGAAAAAUAAUAAGAUGCAACCUGAAGUUGGGAAAGUGCUUUUGCCUAAGAAGCCUUCUAACAAGGAACCUGUGUUGGAGCCUUUUAUUGUCAACCACAAGAUCAAAUUGCCCUCGGUGAUGAAGGACAUGGUUAAUGCUUCGCUUGAUGGAUUAAGUAGCGGGAAUCAUCCAGUCAGGUCUUUAGAGGGUACAGGAGGAGCAUAUUUUAUGCUGGACUCAUCAGGGAAAAAGUAUAUUUCUGUGUUCAAACCAAUGGAUGAAGAGCCCAUGGCUGUAAAUAAUCCUAGGGGGCUUCCAUUGUCAUUAGACGGAGAGGGUUUGAAGAAAGGAACAAGAGUUGGAGAAGGAGCAUUGAGAGAAGUUGCAGCAUACCUUUUGGAUCAUCCAAUGAAUGGCCACCGCUCUUUCAUUGGUGAUAAAGAGGGCUUUGCUGGUGUCCCACCCACGUUUCUGGUCAAGUGCUUUCACAAAGAAUUCAACCAUUCUGGUGAUAUGACUCCCAAGCUUGGAUCACUGCAGAAAUUCAUGGACAAUGAUGGAAGUUGUGAGGAUAUGGGUCCUGGGUCUUUUCCGGUUAAGGAAGUACAGAAAAUCUCUGUGUUGGAUAUAAGGUUGGCAAAUGCUGAUAGGCAUGCUGGGAAUAUAUUGCUAAGAAAAGGAGAAAAUGGCCAGACUGAGCUGAUUCCAAUUGAUCAUGGGUACUGCUUGCCUGAAAGCUUUGAAGAGUGUACAUUUGACUGGCUUUAUUGGCCACAAGCUCGUGUUCCGUACUCUGAUGAGGUAGUUGAGUACAUAAAUUUGCUGGACGCAGAAGAGGAUAUUGCAAUUCUGAAGUUCCAUGGAUGGGAGUUGUCCGUUGAAUGCGCUCGCACCCUUUGCAUCUCCACCAUGCUCUUGAAGAAGGGAGUUCAGAAAGGUCUCACUCCCUUUGAAAUUGGAAGCAUAAUGUGCAGAAAAACCUUGAAUAAGGAAUCCAUUAUGGAGGAGAUUGUCCAAGAAGCAAAGGAUUGUGUGCUCCCUGGAACAAGUGAAACUACCUUCCUGGAGACCGUCUCUCUAAUCAUGGAUGGCCGCCUACGUGAAAUUGUUAAGUCAACUUCUUGAUAGUGGCAGUUCAUAAAAAAGUAAAUUCAUGCUUAGCGUAAUUGUACAUGUUUGUGUCACAGUUUGACAACAGGAUAUUUUGUCCAUACAAUUUCGUAAAGGAUUAUUUCAUUUCUUUUCUUUUCUUUGUAAUUCUUUCCUUGGCCAUUUCUACAAUGUCUUUUGAUUGAGUUAACUGUUAGGUCUUUGAUUCAUAACUGAAAGUAUUUCCCAGUUUGUGUAUGUAUGACAGAAAAAUAUAUGGUUUUCCUUUUCAGUA